AUGGACUCUGGCGUGCUCCUGCCUCCGGGUGAGCCGUCGACCACCAGCAAACCCGGCGGAUGGCCAGCAGCACUCUUCCUGAUAGCGGUGGAGUUCGUGGAGCGCGUCGGGUUCUACGGCGUGCAGGGCAACCUGAUCACGUACCUCACCGGCCCGCUGGGUCUGUCCACCGCGGCGGCCGCGGCCGGGGUGAACGCCUGGGCCGGGACGGCGUCGAUGCUGCCGCUUCUCGGCGCGCUGGCCGCCGACUCCUGGAUUGGCCGGUACCGGGCCAUCGUGGCCGCCGGCGUGCUCUACCUCGUGAGCUUCGGGAUGCUGACGGUGUCAUCCAUGGUACCACCACGUCAACCUCAACCAGCGGCAUCGCCGCCGGCGUCCCCUCCCCGCGCGGCGUUCUUCUACGCCACGAUCUACGUGGUGGCGCUGGCGCAGGGCUUCCACAAGCCCAAUGCGCAGGCCCUCGGCGCGGACCAAUUCCCCCGGAGCUCCCCCGACAGCAUCGCGUCCCGUAGCUCUUUCUUCAACUGGCUCCACUUCUCCAUGUCGUGGGGCUUCAUUGUCGCCGUCGUCGCGCUGAGCUACGUGCAGGACAACGUCGGCUGGGCCGCCGGGUUCGGCGCGUCCUGGGCGAUGAUGCUCGUGUCCCUGUCCAUGUUCUUGCUUGGCACGGGCACGUACCGUAUCGCAGAGCAGCCACGCGACCGCCGUGCUCUCGCACGGCUCACGGAAAAGUUGGCAGCCACGGCGCGUACAUGGACUGACAGGGUCUUCCGUCGCAGCGCCGCCAUGGACGAUGAAUGUUUACUGAGGCCAAAAGAGCAGGAAGGCAAGGGGGUCAUGGUGAAGCUGCUUCCGAUAUGGAUGACCAGCGUCGUGUAUGCAAUGGUGAUCGUGCAGGUGUCCACUCUGUUCACCAAGCAGGGCAGCACCAUGGACCGGCGCAUCGGCGCGACCACAGGCCUAGUCGUGCCUCCGGCGGCGCUACAGAGCUUCGUCGGCCUCGCCAUCAUCGCCUCCGUCCCCAUCUACGACCGCGCCUUCGUGCCCCUCGCGAGGCGCGUGACCAAGCAUCCCUCCGGGAUCACCAUGCUCCAGCGCAUUGGCGCCGGCAUGGCCAUCGCGUCCGUCGCCAUGGCCGUCGCGGCGCUCGUGGAGGCGGCGCGCCUCCGCGCGGCGAGGGACGCCGGCCUGGUCGACAGUCCGGGGGUGACGGUGCCGAUGAGCCUGUGGUGGAUGGUGCCGCAGUACGUGCUGCUCGGCCUCGCCAACGUGUUCACCAUGGUGGGCCUGGAGGAGUUCUUCUACGACCAGGUGCCCGACGCGCUCCGGAGCGUCGGGCUCGCGCUCUGCAUGAGCAUCAUGGGCGUGGGGAACUACGCCAGCGGCGUGCUCGUGUCGGCGGUCGACUGGGCGACGAUGCGCACGGGGGAGAGCUGGUUCUCGGACAACCUCAACCGUGCGCACCUCGACUACUUCUACUGGGCUCUGGCCGGGGUCGCCGCGCUGGAGGUGCUCGUUUUCUUGUAUUUUUCCACGAGAUACGUCUACACUAACAAACGCGAGCUUGUAAUGUAGAAAUGCAUCUCGGCCCGGAAGAAACAACCGAUCUGCAUCUCAUACUUCACUUCACGGAACAUUUCUUGAU
Triticum aestivum (bread wheat) is the source of this 1645-nucleotide messenger RNA. RefSeq names its product protein NRT1/ PTR FAMILY 5.10. Gene Ontology annotation, molecular function: transmembrane transporter activity. Gene Ontology annotation, cellular component: membrane. The record is from RefSeq and is a predicted model, not a curated record. The coding region runs from base 1 to 1575 and encodes 524 amino acids. The transcript has 4 exons. NCBI's taxonomy places the organism in Eukaryota, Viridiplantae, Streptophyta, Magnoliopsida, Poales, Poaceae. Gene Ontology annotation, biological process: transmembrane transport.